Molecule: messenger RNA, 2100 nt
Organism: Symbiodinium natans
Lineage: Eukaryota; Dinophyceae; Suessiales; Symbiodiniaceae
Source: the annotation of a GenBank genome assembly
AUGCUCCCGCGGCCUUCCCAGGAGCCACUGGUAGCUCCAUCGCCACUUCCUCCGUUGCCACGUCGCUCUGCAUCCCCAAACCCUGCACGGUCUUUCUCCACAGUUGCCGAGCCCUUCUCCCUGGAGUCGCUGCAGCAGCGUAUCGCGGGGGAGGCGGGCGCCAAGGAGGACGCCCGAUGCAUCCUUGAAGCGCUGGCGCAGUCCGUCGGCAUCUCCAUCCUGCGCCUCAAGGAGUCCUGUCGAUGCCUCUCAGAGGGCGCGGGCGAGGGAUGGCUGCUUCGACGCGUCUGGCAGUUCUGUGAUGAGGUGCAAGACCAGCUCCAGGUGGCGCGGGCGCCGGGAAAGAGCGCCACCGCGGCCACUUUCGCCACCUUGGCCGCCUCGCUGGCUUCGGUUCAGAAGCGCCAUGCGGCCCUCAGCAAGGAGGUGGACAGGCAGACGGAGCGAAACGAGGAGCUGACGUUGCAAGUCACCGCAGCCGCCGAUGCCGAGGGCCGACUCCAAGCAGUGCUGGCCAGUCAGCAGGAGAUGGUGCUUGGGGAAGAGUCUUCCGCCCAAGGCCGGGGCUACAUAGAUCAGGUCGCCUUCCAGCUGAAGCGCCAGCAGGCUGCCAAGGAGAGGGAGCUUGAGGUGUGCUUCAAGGAGCUUUAUGACCGCACGCGCGCAGCGUGUCGUGCAGAGCAGGACGCCCUGCAGUCGAAGCUGCGGUCGAUCCAGCAAGACCUGGCUGCGACUCGCGUGGAGACUUCGAGGUUGAGGUCGCAGCAGGCUGCAGUGUCCAUACACACGCGCCAGUGCCUUGACGGCGGCAAGGCUGCCCUGGCCACGUUGGGUGGCACGGUGUCGGCGCGGUUCUCUCAGGUGGGCGAUGAAGCGAGGACUAAGGCAGCCAAGGCAGAGGACGUGCUGCACCGGCUGCAAAUGCAGCUCGCGUCAAGCAAGGAGGCAGCCGCUUGCGAGCUGGAAUCCAUGGGUCGCAGAGGCCUUGCGCUCAAGGUCGAAGCCGAGGCCAUGAGUGACAAGGCCGCUGAGGAGACGGCCCAGCUUGCAACGGAGCUCUCGGCUGUGGAGACCCAGCGCUCCAUGAUCUCCCGGAAUCUUUCUGACGAAGCUGGGGCGUUGGUGUCUGCACUGCGCGACGGCUUUGCCCAGGGUGCUUCACUCCAAGUGGAGGUCGGCGAGCUGCGGGCCGAGGUGGAGCGCCUUGAGGCCGAACUGCGAGCUGUAGCACAGGAGCGCCACUUGCUGCAGGAGGAGCACCGUGAUGCCUCGGAGCGGCAGCAGCAAGCUGAAGAGGCGCUACGGAAAGCCCUGGGUGACAACGAGGUUGUUCGACAGCAGAUGGAAGCUCAACGAGUCGAGAUGCAGUCGGCCAGUGAGGUCGCACUUCUGGAGGUCGACUCCACUGCGGCAGCUGCUUUGCACGCUGCCCUGGAGGUUGCUCAGGCAGAUCUGGAUGAGUUGGAAGAGCUGUUGGAUGCUCUGGAGAAGGAGCUGGCCGAAAACCGAGCCCGAUGCUCCCAGCUCCACUUGCAGGAGGCAAGCUUGCAAAGGGACAAAGUUUCCCUGGAACGAGAGAGGUCGAUGUGGAGGGCGCAAGAGGACUUGGCGCGCAGCCUGGAGUCCGAAGUCCAAGAUGCCCUGAAAGACGCCCGGAAGUCCUGGGCGGAGGAAGUGCAGAGCCUCAAGGAUCAGAUCAGGGAAGCCACGAGGGCGAAGGAGUUGCUGGAGGCCCAGGUGCAGGAUGCGCAGGCGGCAGAGCCCUUGCAGGCGGAGGCUGCGCAAGUGAUGGAGGCCAGGCGCAAGGCGCAGCUCCUGGAGUCCCAGAUAGACGAGGUUCAAGCCCUUCACGCGCCCGUGCAGAAAGCCUUGGAGCGCCAGGCUACGGCUUCUGCUUCCGCCCAGAUGGAAGUGGAGCAACAACGUCUGCAAACGCUGCAGGCCAGUAGAACAAUGCGGAUGGAGCUGGAGCAGUUCUCUGCGCAGAGGGAGCAGGAUCGAGCAGCGUUGAAUGCCGAGCUGGCCUUCGAGCGCGAGAGGAUGCUUCGAGCCCAAGCUUCCUGGGGACCAAACCAUGCCCUUAUACUACUAGAACUCUAA